AUGAAGCUCUUGUGGCAGGUAACUGUGCACCACCUGCGCCGCCACCGCCGCCACCGCACCUGGCCGGGGCUCCUGGCCGCCUCCCUGACCCUGCACGCCUGGCUCCUGGCCGCGGCCGCCGCCUCGCCCGGCCCCCAGAGCUGCCCCUCCGUCUGCUCCUGCAGUAACCAGUUCAGCAAGGUGGUGUGCACCCGCCGCGGCCUGGCCGAGGUGCCCCCCGGCAUCCCCUCCAACACCCGCUAUCUCAACCUCAUGGAGAACAACAUCCAGAUGAUCCAGGCGGACACCUUCCGCCACCUGCACCACCUGGAGGUGCUGCAGCUGGGCAGGAACGCCAUCCGGCAGAUCGAGGUGGGCGCCUUCAACGGCCUGGCCAGCCUCAACACCCUGGAGCUCUUCGACAACUGGCUGACGGUGAUCCCCAGCGGCGCCUUCGAGUACCUGUCCAAGCUGCGGGAGCUGUGGCUGCGCAACAACCCCAUCGAGAGCAUCCCCAGCUACGCCUUCAACCGCGUGCCCUCGCUCAUGCGCCUCGACCUGGGCGAGCUCAAGAAGCUCGAGUACAUCUCCGAGGGCGCCUUCGAGGGCUUGUACAACCUCAAGUACCUCAACCUGGGGAUGUGCAACAUUAAGGACAUGCCCAACCUGACGCCCUUGGUGGGCCUGGAGGAGCUGGAGAUGUCGGGCAACAACUUCCCCGAGAUCAAACCGGGCUCCUUCCACGGGCUCAAAUCCCUCAAAAAGCUCUGGAUCAUGAACUCGCAGAUCAACCUGAUCGAGCGCAACGCCUUCGACGACCUGACGGCGCUGGUGGAGCUCAACCUGGCCCACAACAACCUGUCCUCGCUGCCCCACGACCUGUUCGCCCCGCUGCGCUACCUGGUGGAGCUGCACCUGCACCACAACCCCUGGGACUGCGACUGCGACAUCCUCUGGCUGUCGUGGUGGCUGCGGGAGUACAUCCCCACCAACUCCACCUGCUGCGGCCGCUGCCACGCCCCGCUGCACAUGCGGGGCCGCUUCCUGGUGGAGGUGGACCAGACCUCCUUCCAGUGCUCGGCGCCCUUCAUCAUGGACGCGCCCGCGGACCUCAACAUCUCGGAGGGGCGCGUGGCCGAGCUGCGCUGCCGGACGCCGUCCAUGUCGUCGGUGCGGUGGCUGCUGCCCAACGGGACGGUGCUGAGCCACGCCUCGAGCCACCCGCGCCUGGCCGUGCUCAACGACGGCACCCUCAACUUCUCGCACGUGCUGCUGGCCGACACCGGCCUCUACACCUGCAUGGUGACCAACGUGGCCGGCAACUCCAACGCCUCGGCCUUCCUCAACGUCAGCACGGCCGAGCUCAACACCUCCAACUACAGCUUCUUCACCACCGUCACGGUGGAGACCACCGAGAUCUCCCCCGAGGACGUGUCCCCCAAGUUCACCAAGCCCGUGCCCACCGCCUCGACGGGCUACCAGCCGGCCUACACCACCACCACCACCGUGCUGGUGCAGACCACGCGCCCGCCCAAGCAGGUGGCCGUGCCCACGGCCGACGCCGGCGACAAGCUGCAGACCAGCCUGGACGAGGUGAUGAAGACCACCAAGAUCAUCAUCGGCUGCUUCGUGGCCGUGACGCUGCUGGCCGCCGCCAUGCUCAUCGUCUUCUACAAGCUCCGCAAGCGGCACCAGCAGCGCAGCACCGUCACCGCCGCCCGCACCGUGGAGAUCAUCCAGGUGGACGAGGACAUCGCUCCGGCCGCCGCGGCCACGCCCGCGGCCGCUCCGGCCGCCGGGGCCGGCGAGGGGGCCGUGGUGCUGCCCAACAUCCACGAGCACCUCAACUACAAUACCUACAAGGCCGGACACGGCGCCCACUGGACAGAGAACGCGCUGGGCAACUCCCUGCACCCCCCCGGGACCACCCUGGCCGACCCCUAUUUAAUCCAGACCCACCCCAAGGAGAAAGUUCAGGAAACCCAGAUAUGA
Molecule: messenger RNA, 1971 nt
Organism: Pseudopodoces humilis (Tibetan ground-tit)
Lineage: Eukaryota; Metazoa; Chordata; Aves; Passeriformes; Paridae
Source: RefSeq, a predicted model, not a curated record